Messenger RNA from Psilocybe cubensis, 2985 nucleotides. RefSeq lists its product as uncharacterized. NCBI's taxonomy places the organism in Eukaryota, Fungi, Basidiomycota, Agaricomycetes, Agaricales, Agrocybaceae. Bases 1 to 2985 code for a protein of 994 amino acids. The record is from RefSeq and is a predicted model, not a curated record. The transcript has 13 exons.
AUGGCUCUUCCAUCUGGCUGGGCAAGUCUACGAAUCUAUCCUCCUAUCGGUUUUGCUCGUGUCGGGAACUCAACCCUCGAUGACGGUUGGUUCUAUGGACCCGAGGUUCCUGGGUAUUUUCCAGAACCUAAUAAUGGAUUCAAAGACAUCAACGGUGCGGUAAAACGACAGGCUGCAAGGUUCAGAAUUUACGCGGUCGCAAAUGAUGGUAAAGUGCUCGAAAUAACCAAAAAGAACGGUUGGGAUAUAGCAUGGAAGAUCCAAGUGAUGAACAAAAAGGCGUCUUGGUACACAUUCAUGGGAAAGACCCAGGAUGGUCACUUUGAGUCAGGCUAUACGACCCUGCGCAACCCGAGUGUCCAAGCAAAGCUUCCCCCAGACCAGCGUGAUAAACUGAUUGUCGACAGUGGCAUCCAAAGUGUUAGUGGCUGUAACGCCAAAUCUGUCCCAUUAGCGGGAAAGUUCUACGGGUCCAAAACCGAGCCCACAGAUGUCUACCUUGGAGAGGCCAGAACAGAUGAACAGGGCCGUCUUGUCGUCCUUGCUGGCCGCGGUCUGUCCAAGUCUAUCGCUAAGGAAGACGAUCCUUACCCAUAUAUCAUGACUGAUUUCGACUCACCUGACUGGAUUGACGACACAUGCGAUGGCUGGAUUACAGCAACUAUAACAUCCACGGCGUCGGGAAAGUCGGUCGAUGCUCAGGGGAAGGCUCGCGUCAUCGGCACAACCCCAAAGUUUGCAAACGGCAUAUAUGCACCAACAUCUCUUUAUGAUUUGAUGGAAGAAGUGUACGAGCGCAAAAAACGCGCUGCUCAGGGCCCGAAUUCUGCAGGGAAUUUCUUCGAUGAAGGAUGGCAAAAUUCCCUCUCUGACAAGAGUAAAGUACAUGAAGCUAUUCGCAAAGGUGUAAUUAUGCGGAUGCGACUUCCUGAGACCAACAAGAAGUACGACUCAGCCCGCGCAGGGCAGGCAUACCCAUACUUUAUGCCAUGGCUUUCGGGUGAUGGAGGUCGAACAACUGCUGGUGAUCCCUCGACGUUCGCAUCCGUUACCGAGUUGCAAUAUGAUCGCUUGAUAAAAUGGAGUGAAGGGAGCUUCGAUACGACCGCUGUUAAAACGUAUCAGAAUUUCGAUGAUAUUCCCGUCGAGGAGCAACCUUCAGCGCUCACGAAGGCUGCUUUGGAGGCUACUAUCGGCGCUCCUUUGUAUCCUGGUAUAGAAAUGUCCUGGAAUGCGGAGGACGACAAGAUUUACGACUUUAACACACCGUUUACUAUUAAGCCAGAAGUUAAUGCAGGGGAUCUGACUCGUUUUCUCUCCUUACCGUGGCAGAGUGACUUCUACAUGUGUCGAUCUUAUUGGUGGCCAUCUGCUCGGCCAGAUACUGUCGUUACUGAAGAAGAUUACAACAUAGUUUCCCAGUCGGUGACCCCAGCCAAUAUCGCAAAGAAAUUAAACGACAGGAAACCCUGGGAGCGUGGUCUUCAUCAAAACUACACGGACGUCUAUUCAGACCAACCUCUUUUUGCCAAUACUGAUAUGGCUAAAAACUGGCACAAGCUUGGUUUCAUUGUCCAGCGUCCAUCAUUUGGCCCUGAACCCAUAUUCGUUGAAACUCAGCGCGGCAUAAUCCAUCGGCCAGGAAAAGAAACGUUACCUGCGCAACACACUCCUGCAAAGAGUGGUGUCGUUGGAGGUCCAUUGAAACUUCCACAGCCUGACAGUAAAAACCAACCCAUCACGACCAUCGAAAGCCUCCGUACCCAUCUGCAGACAGCUAUGGCCAUUGAGCUGGCCACUAUUCCCCUUUACCUGUUUGGAAUGUACAGCGUUAAGAUUCCUGAUGAGUACGCGAAUGAUCCUCGCUACUACGACCCUGUUAUCGGUGCUAUUCGAGGCGUUGUUGCUGAGGAAAUGCUUCAUUUAAGCCUGGCUGGAAAUGUUCUUCUAGCCGUUGGAGGCAAUCCAAAGCUUUACGACCCACGAUAUAUACCCUCCUAUCCCGCGUUCAUGCCUGGCCGCGUUCCAAAAUUAUGGCUCCAGCUCCGUAAGGCAUCUAAGGCUAACAUCCAGACUUUCAUCGAUGUGGAAAAACGAGAGAAAACUGAUGCCCCACCGGAAUCGGACGAGUACGAGACACUCGGUCAAUUCUAUGAUGCCAUUAAAAUAGGGUUGAAGUACUUGAGUAGUCAGAACCAUAAGCUAUUCUACCCCGAGAGCGCCGCAUUCCAGUUUGCCCCGGGCCUUGGAUAUCAAGCCAAAGAGCGCGAUGCAGGCGGCUCGGUCGUUGUGACGGAUCUUGAUACUGCAUUGGAAGCUCUCAGCAUAAUUGUUGCACAAGGAGAGGGUUCCCCAGGUCCCUAUGACGAUCCAGACAAGCUCGAGAAAGACCACUACGACGUCUUUAUGGAUUUGCGAUUCGGGCCUGCUCAAUGGGAGGUUUACCCUGUCGUCGAGAAUCCUGUUACACCAGAUUACUUCAAAAUUGAUCGCAGAAUCUACCAGGUCUCGUUGACGUUUGACGCUGCAUACUGCUUCCUCCUUCGUACUAUCGAAACGCUCUGGCAUGUCGAGAAAUACAGCAACCGUCAGAACCUGGUUCUCAAGAAUAUGUAUGGUAUUAUGAUGGGUGUAUUGGCUCCUCUCGCAAAGUUCCUUGUAUCACAGCCUAUCAGCAAUACCGAAAGAGCGGCUCCGUGCUUUGGUUACUACGAAUUUAAACAAGGAGUUUCCGAGCUCAAGCAAGUUCAGGACGAAAUGGCUGCGGCCAUCAACGCAUACGUCUCGGUAACAAAGGAGACUCCAGACCAGGUCGCCGUUCACGACUACGGGGCGAUGUUGGAGACCUUACUUCCGAUUCAAACCACAAUCAACAACCUUGUCGACCUUAACAGCUUUGAGAAACUCGACGUCGGCCCCACAAAGAAAUUCAAAUUACCAGGCGUUGAGAAUCGGGGAGCCAAAGGGUUUGCAAAGGGAGCUUAA